AUGAUCGCCUGUGUGGGUUCGCAUGACCGCCCAGACGCCGCCGGCCGCAAGGCAACACUCGAGCGAGCGAGGGCUUGCUGCAAAAGGCGGGCGCCGGGAACCCGCUCAACCAACCCCCUCCCCGACCCAACAGCAUGGGAGAAACGUCAAGCCCGAAACGGGCCGGCCCUGGCUAGGCAUGGAGUGAACCAACAACCUGCGCAGUCGGCGUCUUCUGUUUCUUUGCUUUUGGUCCUGUCUUAUUUUGUUUUGACCGGCGGAAUACGAGGCUCUUGA
Purpureocillium lilacinum is the source of this 276-nucleotide messenger RNA. The record is from RefSeq and is a predicted model, not a curated record. Lineage: Eukaryota; Fungi; Ascomycota; Sordariomycetes; Hypocreales; Ophiocordycipitaceae.